Messenger RNA from Haemonchus placei, 372 nucleotides. NCBI's taxonomy places the organism in Eukaryota, Metazoa, Nematoda, Chromadorea, Rhabditida, Trichostrongylidae. The record is from the annotation of a GenBank genome assembly.
AUGACUAGCGAAAUUCACGUUUUUGCUGGUGAGGAAAAUGGUGCACAAAAGGCAUGGGAUAAAGCAGUUUCCGAAGGCACAGAUGGAAAAGUAGUGUUCCAAGAGAAGGAAUUGACUGGGAAGGUUCUCGAAGGAGAGGAUGAGGAAAAGUACUGGAGCGCCUUCAACGCAAGUAAACAAAACAAACUGGAUAGAUCGAGUGGCCGGCGUGGCGGACGAGGGGGACGCGGGCGAGGUGGGCAUGGAGGGCCUCGCGGGCAGAAACGCCCGGCUGAAGAAGGAGAUGCUCCAAAAAGCAAAAAAAUUAUCUUCGAUGAUGACGGCAAGCCCACUGGUGAUGCACCUGCUGAAGCGAAAGCUGCUGAAUCCUAG